AUGCCGGGUCGGUGUGGUUUCGAAUCAACACCAGUGAUAAAACGCGAUCCGCGGCCGGCUUUUGCACCACGAAUACGUCUGCUGCCGCAUUCAUUAUGUGAAUCCAACAUUUCCGUGGUGUUUGUAAUCCACUCCGAUUUGAAAAACGUUGCUCAGCGUCAGUUCCAACGAAAACAACUCGAUGACGCUUGGUUAGAUCAGCUCCACGCUAAGCGCAUGUUCGUUGUGGGAAGUCCUUCAAUACUCGAAGUUGGAAGCAAAUACGAGGAAGAGGCCAAGAAGUACGACGAUCUUCUACAAGUGGAUACCAUUGAGCACUACCAUAAUAUUACUUACAAGGCCCAAGCAUGGAUUCAACUUCUAACAACGUGCCCGCAUCCUCCAAAAUUCGUGAUCAAAAUUGACGAUGACGUCAUGAUAGAUAGGAUA
Molecule: messenger RNA, 429 nt
Organism: Cylicostephanus goldi
Lineage: Eukaryota; Metazoa; Nematoda; Chromadorea; Rhabditida; Strongylidae
Source: the annotation of a GenBank genome assembly